Molecule: messenger RNA, 1787 nt
Organism: Medicago truncatula (barrel medic)
Lineage: Eukaryota; Viridiplantae; Streptophyta; Magnoliopsida; Fabales; Fabaceae
Exons: 2
Coding region: 1-1632 (543 amino acids)
Source: RefSeq, a predicted model, not a curated record
AUGUCUAAAGUCAAGUACAUAGCCGAAGGAGGAUCAUCAAACAAACCACCACUUUUUGAUGGCUCAAACUACUACUUCUGGAAAGUACCCCUAACUACCAAUGUUCCUACACUUGCUGACUUUGGUUACUUCAAAGAUCUCCCUGAAAUUCUAUACCGUAUUCUCCAAGGUUCUGGAAUUCGUGAAAUCCAGAAAGAAGAGUGGAAUGAAAGGAAAUCUGGAUCCAAUAAGCGCUUGCAACCAUCAAACCCUUUUGCUCUAAGAACAAGAAUAAAUAAAAAACAACGCCACAACCACAGGGAGCACAAAGGUGCGUGGAAACUCACUGACAAAGACUCUUUGAUGACUGAAGAGGUGGCGGCGAGGGCUAAGGCUCAGAAACAAACCGCUCAUGUUUUGAAGGAAGAGAAGAGGAUUGCCUUGGCUAAGAAGCUUGUUGAUCGUUACACUACCGACCCUCAUUUUAAGUUUCUUCAUGAUUCUAUCUCUGAUCAUUUUGCUGAUUGUUUGAAGAAGGAUCUUCAGUUUUUGAAAUCUGGGUUGCCCAAUAAAAUCAGCCUUGCUGCUAAAUGGUGCCCUUCUGUUGACUCUUCCUUUGAUCGAUCGACUCUUCUGUGUGAGAGUAUUGCAAAGAGGAUCUUCCCUCGGGAGGAAUAUGAAGGUGUGGAGGAGGCACAUUAUGCUUAUAGGGUUCGUGAUCGUUUGAGGAAAGAUGUGUUGGUGCCGUUGAGGAAGGUGUUGGAGUUGCCUGAGGUGUUUAUUGGUGCUAAUCAAUGGGGUUUGAUUCCUUACAAUAGAGUUGCUUCUGUGGCGAUGAAGUUUUAUAAGGAAAAGUUUUUGAAGCAUGAUAAGGAGAGGUUUGAGAAGUACUUGAAGGAUGUGAAGGCAGGAAAGACUACUAUUGCUGCUGGUGCUUUGCUUCCUCACCAGAUUAUAGAGUCUUUGGGGGAUGGAGAUGGUGGAGAAGUUGCUGAGUUGCAGUGGAAGAGAAUUGUUGAUGAUUUGCUCAAGAAAGGAAAGAUGAAAAAUUGUCUUGCAGUGUGUGAUGUUUCUGGGAGCAUGUCUGGGACUCCUAUGGAGGUGUCUUUGGCAUUGGGGUUGUUGGUGUCUGAAUUGAGUGAUGAGCCUUGGAAAGGGAAAGUUAUUACUUUCAGCGAGGAGCCUCAGCUUCAUGUAAUUAAGGGGGAUAAUCUCAAGUCCAAGACACAGUUUGUGAGGGAUAUGGAUUGGGGGAUGAACACUGAUUUCCAGAAGGUGUUUGAUCGCAUAUUGGAGGUGGCUGUUAAUGGGAAUCUCAAGGAGGAUCAGAUGAUUAAAAGGAUCUUCGUUUUCAGUGACAUGGAGUUUGAUGAAGCGUCUGUGAACCCUUGGGAGACCGAUUACCAAGCAAUCACUAGGAAGUAUAGCGAGAAAGGGUAUGGUUCUGUUGUGCCUCAGAUAGUUUUUUGGAAUCUGAGAGACUCGAGGGCCACCCCAGUGCGUGCUACUCAGAAAGGAGUUGCGCUGGUGAGUGGUUUCUCUAAGAAUCUGCUGACACUGUUCUUAGAUAAUGAAGGUGAAAUAAGCCCUGAAGAAGCCAUGGAAGCUGCCAUUGCUGGCCCUGAGUAUCAGAAACUAGUUGUGCUGGAUUGAUUUUCUUUUGUACUUUUUAGUGUUUUAUUUAGUGCAACAACUUCAGCAAUGCCAUAGCUCAAUGUUCCUGUAACUUUGUAUCCGUUGGAGUCACACAAAUGAGUAAAAAAUUUGGUAUUGAAUGAAAAUCAGCAAAACUUACAUACAGUUUCUUA